Molecule: messenger RNA, 1504 nt
Organism: Xylaria bambusicola
Lineage: Eukaryota; Fungi; Ascomycota; Sordariomycetes; Xylariales; Xylariaceae
Product: beta-1,6-galactanase
Exons: 3
Coding region: 143-1441 (432 amino acids)
Molecular function (GO): hydrolase activity, hydrolyzing O-glycosyl compounds
Source: RefSeq, a predicted model, not a curated record
UUAGCCGCAGGUAGGAUUGGAUUGGCUCGCUUGUAGUUAUAGGCCAGCGCUGGCCCAAGUUGUCACCUUAUAAGGGUCGUGUCCUUCAAGAGAGAGAGAGAGGCGAAUUGUGUUUCGCUGCACCUUUCUUAGAGCCGCGACAAUGUUACGAUCGUUUCUAGGGUCAUCAAUUGUUCCUCUACUCGCGCUGAGUAGCGCUUUGUUUGCGCCGUCGUCAUGGGCAUCACCGGUGGCACGGCAAUCUGCCAGUUGGCCAUAUGGUCCGUUUCAGGUGUCGGGUGCAGAGAUGAAGGACUCGCGUGGUGAGACUAUUGUAUAUGCGGGCACAAAUUGGCCGGGCCACGGCGAAGUUAUGAUCCCUGACGGGCUACAAUAUCAGUCGAUUGAGACCAUCGUGUCCAAAAUCAAGAGCCUAGGAAUGAAUGCGAUCCGUCUGACAUAUGCCAUUCAGAUGGUCGAUCAGUAUUAUGCGAAUGGCAACAGAGAUACCACGGUGCAGCAAUCAUUCAACAGCGCCCUCGGUUCAACCAAUGGUCCGAAGGUGUAUGCCAAGUUCCUUGCUAAUAACCCAUCCUUUAAUACAAGCACGACGCGACUCGACGUGUUCGAUGCUGUGGCUGCAGAAUGCGCCAAGCAGCAGAUCCACGUCCACCUAGACAAUCAUAUGUCAAGAGCGGCCUGGUGCUGUUCGACAACAGAUGGCAAUUCCUGGUUCGGCGAUAGCGACUAUAAUGUGUCAAAUUGGGUGCGAGGGCUCACUUUCAUGGCAAACCAUGCAAAGUCAUGGACAGCGCUGACAUCGAUGUCCCUGCGCAAUGAGCUACGCUCGCCCGACAACAACCCCACGCUCAAGUCGCAGUCAUACAACUGGCGCGACUGGUACACGUAUGUGAGGCAGGGUAGCAGCGCGAUUCACAGCGCAAACCCCGACAUCCUCAUAUUCCUAUCAGGUCUUGACUUCGACACGUGGAUAACGCCUGUAUUCCAGGGGACGGCGAUGACACCAGGGACGGCCAAAUACAGCGCCUCGGACUUCCCUGGAUACGCUAACAAGCUUGUUCUCGAGGUGCACAACUAUAAUAAUGACGCGACGAGCUGCUCGAGCCUGCAGAGCUCGCUGUAUAACAACGGAUUUCAGGCCAUGCACAAGGAAGACUCCAAAACGGUCAACGUGUUCCCAGUGGUGCUCAGCGAAUUCGGGUUCGCGCAGACGAAUACGGAGUGGAAGCGCGUGUAUGCUACAUGCAUCGCAAGCUAUCUGGCGCAGCAAAAGGCUGGAUGGUUCAUCUGGGUGGUAAGUGGUAGCUAUUACAUCCGAUCUGGCAGGCAGGACUAUGAAGAGGCCUGGGGCUUGUUGUCGCAUGACUGGUCGACGUGGCGAUCACAGUCGUAUAUCGACGGUGGCUUGAAGCCUCUCAUCAAGAAUACGGCCAAGAAUUAGACAAUAUCCCAUUCACCAACUCCUGCGAAGUGGUAUCGUGGAAAACAUUCAAGCAAGCAGGCU